UUCUGAAAGUGUAUUUCCGGAGACACAUACUUCAUUUGAUAAAAACUUCAAUGAGGAGGGUUCAAGGUUACCCCUGGAGGAAAAGGAAAUGGGGCGGAAAAAAGAAGGUCAAGGGAGGAUUGGUGUGAAAAGGUGGGGGGACAUCUGAUGAACCAGGGGGAACAGAGGGAAUACAACAUGGGCCACCCUGCUUCCUUUUUGGGGGUCUGAGCAGGACAGAAUCUGGCUCUUAGAAAAGACUAAGGGUGAAAAAGAUGAACACAGAGAAAAAAUGAAAUCCAGCCACCCAAAGAUGCCAGCGAGAGACUAGAAGUAGAAGGGGGUGCUUAGAGGUUGUCUACUGGGGAGAAUGCAGACGGGCGCAGCCUGCAGGCUGGGACCAGGCAGCACAGGACACGAGGGUCCGGGAAUGCCAAGAAGCGCGGGGUGGAGCCCAAGGGAGUGGGGUGCAGGGGCGCGGAGGGGCGGUGCAGCAGCCGGCGGGGCGGCCCCGGUGGCCGUCGCUCACUUCCGGGAGAGCCGGGCGCCCUGGCCACCGCCCGCUUGCAGUUGCCAGCGGGCCAGGGCCUCAGAGCCUUUGAGCGCCCAGGCCAGGCCGCAGUUCAGCGUCUGCGCAGCUUCGGCCACCGCUUGCCACCAUGGGGGCAUCGGGGCGGCUGCUGCGCGCCGUGAUCAUGGGGGCCCCGGGCUCCGGUAAGGGCACCGUGUCGUCACGCAUCACCAAACACUUCGAGCUGAAGCACCUCUCCAGCGGGGACCUGCUCCGCCAGAACAUGCUGCAGGGCACAGGUGGGAGCCGAGACCGAGGGCUGGCGGCGUGCGAUCGUCCCAGCGGGGCUUUGCGGGCCGGGGUCCAGGGUCCUGCGACGCGGGUACAGUGCUCCCCGACUUCGCCUGGGGAAAGAGCCGCUGCGCCCGGAAUCCUCUGGCCUCCGUGGGCAGCUUCGGGGCAACAGAUUGCAGUGUUAGUUACUGCAAACAGUCCCAAGUCCUGAAGACUGCCCGGGUUCGUUCGCUGCCAUCCAAAGUACAGAAGAAGUCUUUAGGGAUGACUUGCCUACUGACUCGGAGCUGGCCUGACUCUGGGUGGCGAAGAAUGCUCAUUGACAGGAAAACAUUUGAAGAGAGUAAAUGAAAGGGCAUCUAAAUAAAGUUUUGAAAAACGAAGAAACCAUGCUUCUUGCUUCACUUUAACACCUGUUAAGCAUCAAGCUGACCACUACCUGCAACUCUGUAACACAGAAAGCCUCUGGAGAGACGGAGGAGAGAAAACACACAGAGCUGUUCAACUGCCCACUCAGUAGGUUUUUGUGUUAGCAGGGUCUCACACAGUUGCUCUGGCUAGUCUUGAGUUUGUAGCAAUCUUCCUGCCUCAGUUUCAUCAGCGUUGGAACUAAGGAUCUGGAUCCGCCAGGCCCUCCUAGAACUAAAGUUCACCAGGGAAGUCUUUGCAGGUCAAAGUUCAAGGUACACACAGGCAGCUGAGUCUUUGCUCAGCUGGGAAAAGUUACAGAUCUCAGAGAGAAGCCCCAGCCAGGCCCCUUGGGAUGGUUUCCACUGAGCCUGGCUCAUCUAGUUGACACUUGAAAUCCAGAACGGGCAGGUCCUGGGAUGUCAGGGUCACUUGUAUGAACAAUUCCUUAGUAAGCACAAAAACCAAAGCUUGGGAGGGGUCAUGAGACUCUUCCCACAGAUGUUAUGGCUUAUUACGUAGUCUUAUUAAGUGGUAUCUGACAGAUCCUGUGUAGGUCCUUUGCAAAUUUAUAUUAAGAAUAUAGUCUAUAUUCUCUCUAUAUAUUGAGAAUAUAUUCUCAAUAAAUAUUUGUGAAUGGACUGGAUAUUUUCCACAGAAUCAAGCAAAGAAGAUAUAAUCUGGAAAGAAAGAAAUAAAAAACCACUACUGAAAACAAAAUCUGAAAAUGUGCUUCGUGUUUUCUGAUGCUAAGUCACAAGGCAGGAAGAGACGAAGGAAUGAAUGAACAAAUGACUGAACAAACGGGAAAGGAAGGAAGGAAAGCCUGGAGAGUACAGAAGGGGAGCUGACAUUCUGUAUAAACGCCUCACCAGGAGAGGCGGUCAUUAGCCCUCUGGUGCUCUCUCCUUCCCCUCUGUAGCGCUGUGUGCGGUCGGUUGAGCUGCUGUUAUUAGCCUUAUUGCUCGUGUGCUGUGAGCAUGCUUAUGUAUCAUCUCAGAUUCAAUGUCACCCAGGCUGCACAGUGAAUUUAGACUUUGCCCGUUAUCGACUGUUACAUCUCCUUCAGGGCCAGAAACCGAAUCUCAAGCUUUGUGCAUGCUCAUCAGGCACUGUACCCCGGAGCUGGCUCCCCAGAGCCUGAUUUACUGGAUUUCUGUUCUCACCCAUCCUUUGCUGUAAUAAAGAGCGCUGUGCAUCCGAAGAGCUGGCGGCAGCUUUGCUUAUUUUCCUUGGAGUAAAUUCCAGGGGUGGAAUUUCCAGGAACUGCCAAUCAGUUCAUAAAAGUGCUUUUUAUAACCCUGACUACACAGUGUAGAAUGCGUUUGGUGGCCAUGGUGAUAGGAUCCGUUCCUUCCAGCAGUGAUCAUGUCAGUUACCUACUUUGAAAAUGCCAGAUGUGAAUAGUAUUCGCUAAGACAAGAAGUCUAUGUGAGAAAAACAUUCCUCUCAGAAGAGAUAACGACUCUGGAAACACCAGUUGCCCUGUUGACAGUAGCAGACCUGGGCACCUUAGAUUACUAACCAGGACAGAGCAGUCAGACAGCUACAGUCUGAGACUUACAUAGUUACCGGAAUCCUCCCAGUCCUCUCAUGAGAAAACCGAGUUCUCAGAGGUCGAAGAAUUCCCUUAGUGAUAAACAGCUUUUCUGUACUCACCCAGGCAGCACAUAUCCUGAAGUGGCCACGAUACAGAAUCAUUAGUAUGGGCCUAGACAAGGGUGAGAGUCAAAUCAUAUACACAACAACCAAAAUGGAAAUAAGCCGCAUUUUCUGAGGUACCGGGGUGGAAACCCAGGCCCCGAGAGUCAAUUGUAUAUAUUUUUUUCCACAGUUCAGGACUUCCCAAACUGAGGUUCAUGAUGUAAUUUUAAGUAGAUUUUUUUUUCUAAAAAAAAAAAAUUAUUUCAAAACAUAUUUGCAAGAAACGCUAGCUUAUUAUUUUGUGGAUAUUUAAGCUUACUGAUUAAACGGUGUUGCUAAGGGAGACAGUGACACUUCAUCUAAGGCAGACAUAGUAAGCUGAGAGUGUAAGCAGCAAAGUCUGGUCUGCUCGUUGGUGGGUGCUUUAUUUGUAAUGCCAGAGCAGAGGGCUGGCCAUUUAAAUCUCCUUCGCUAUCCUCUGUUCGGAGGGAGAGCCUAACUCAGUAGAUAGUCUUGGGCCCCCAAGUGUCCAUAUGGCCAAGUAUCAUUGUGUAGACCCAUGAGACUAGAUGUGGAGAACUACCUCAGAUUGAGGUAGAAGAGGUUAUUUUAAUAAAGGUAAUUUGUAAUAGUCAAUACGUUUGCUUGGCUUGGAAUUAAAAAAAAAAUUGAAACGAAUAUUUAGCCAUGAGAGCCUUGUAAAACAUUACAUGCACAUGCCAGGCAGUGGUGGCACAUGACUUUAAUUCUAGCGCUUGUGGGGGCUGGAGAGAUGGCUCAGUGGUUAAGAGCCCCGACUGCUCUUCCAGAGGUCCUGAGUUCAAUUCCCAGCAACCACAUGGUAGCUCACAACCAUCUGUAAUGAGAUCUGAUGCCUUUUUCUGGUGUAUCUGAAGAUAGCUACAGUGUACUUAUAUAUAUAUAUAUAAAAUUCUAGCGCUUGUGGGGGCAAAGGCAGUUGGAUCUUAAUAUGUUUGAGGCCAGCCUGGUCUACAGAGCAAGUUCCAGACUACACAGAGACCUCAUCUUAAAAAACCAAAAUAAAUAAUAAAUAAAUAAUAAAUAAAUAAAUAAAAAUUAUUUCAUGCACACAUGACUUAAUGCUAAUCUGCCUUCCCUUAGUGGGAUGGUUCUCAACCUGUGGGUGACAGAGCAAAUUCCAGGGCACAAGGCAACACACAGAGACCUCAUCUUAAAAAAACUAACUAAGGGGUUGGGGAUUUAGCUCAGUGGUAGAGCGCUUGCCUAACAAGCGCAAGGCCCUGGGUUCGGUCCCCAGCUCCGAAAAAAAGAAAAAAGAAAAAGAAAGAAAAAAAAAACUAACUAAACAAACAAGCUUGAUGCUAAUCUGUCUGAUGGUUCUCAACCUGUGUGGGUCAAGACGCCCUGGAGGUUGAAUGAUCCCUUUCACAGGGGUCACCUAAGACCAUCAGGAAACACAAAUAUUUACAUUACGGUUCAUAACAGUAGCAAAACUACAGUAAUGAAGUAGCCACAAAAUAAUUUUAUGGUUGGGGUCACCAGGAUCUGAGAACUGCAUUCAGGGCUCAUAUCACUAGCAAGGCCCGGAAGCACUGCCUUUCUGGAAGUGGGAGCACAGGCCGCUCACAGUGUGUAUGCUGUCUGGGAGUGCCCUUCAUCUCUCCCAGCAUUGCCUUGUUGAGAUGAUUCAUGUACCUUCAACAUCUAAAGUGUAUGUAAGAUCCAGUGCACUUAGUAUGUCACAGAGUUAGGUAACUGUUACCACAACUGAUUUUAGAACAUUUUUAUUACCCACAAAAAAAAAAAAAAAAAAAACC
This is a messenger RNA of Rattus norvegicus (Norway rat), 4635 nucleotides long. NCBI's taxonomy places the organism in Eukaryota, Metazoa, Chordata, Mammalia, Rodentia, Muridae. The record is from RefSeq and is a predicted model, not a curated record.